CAUCUCAACCACGGCUCGUGGAUGGGUUUGCAGGUGACUAACGAGUUCCCCCCCCACCCUCAAGCCACAGCUGUGCACAGAAGCCGCAGGUCCAGGCCAGGCAUCUCCCCCCAUCCUCCGCUCUCCCCUGCUUCGCCCCAAAACUGGCUGCACGUGGGGGACAGUGCAGCACCGCAGGAGUCCGUCGGCCGCUCGACGAGGGCUCGGUGGCAGGAAGUGAAGCUGUGUAGAGCUAAAACAGGAACCUCGCAGGGAGGCCCAGCCCCAGCCACCGGCAGGUGCCUCGGCAGACAGCAGCGGGUGACGCAGCCGCCAAGAUGUGGAAGUCCGUUGUGGGACGUGAUGUGUCGGUAAAGGUGGAGGCGCAAGGAGACGACUGGGACACCGACCCUGACUUCGUGAACGACAUCUCAGAGAAGGAACAGCGCUGGGGGGCCAAGACCAUCGAGGGCUCGGGGCGCACCGAGCACAUCAACAUCCACCAGCUGCGCAGCAAAGUGUCGCAGGAGCAUGAGGUCCUCAAGAAAAAGGAGCUGGACACGGGGCCCAAGGCCUCCUACGGCUACGGGGGCAAGUUCGGCACGGAGCGGGACAGGAUGGACAAGAGCGCUCUGGGCCAUGAGUACGUGGCGGAGGUAGAAAAGCAUUCAUCUCAGACCGAUGCAGCCAAAGGCUUUGGGGGCAAAUACGGCGUCCAGAAAGACCGUGCGGACAAGUCAGCGCUCGGGUUCGAGUACAAGGGUGAGGUGGAGAAACACUCCUCCCAGAAAGACUACGCCAAGGGGUUCGGAGGCCGCUACGGCGUGGAGAAGGACAAGGUGGACAAAGCCGCCGUGGGGUUCGACUACAAGGCUCAGGCGGAGAAGCACGAGUCGCAGAAAGACUAUGCCGUGGGCUUCGGGGGGAAGUUUGGGGUGCAGAAAGACCGCCAGGACAAAUGUGCCCUCGGCUGGGAGCACCAGGAGGAGCUGAAGCUGCACGAGUCCCAGACAGACUACUCCAAGGGCUUCGGAGGCCGCUACGGGGUGGAGAAGGACAAGGUGGACAAAGCCGCCGUGGGGUUCGACUACAAGGCUCAGGCGGAGAAGCACGAGUCACAGAAAGACUAUGCCAUGGGCUUCGGGGGGAAGUUUGGGGUGCAGAAAGACCGCCAGGACAAAUGUGCCCUCGGCUGGGAGCACCAGGAGCAGCUGAAGCAGCACGAGUCCCAGACGGACUACGCCAAGGGCUUCGGGGGUCGCUAUGGGGUGCAGAAGGACAGAGUGGACAAGAGCGCGGCUGGCUUCAGCGAGAUGGAAGCACCGACUUCCUCCUAUGAGAGAACCAAACCCGUGGAGGCCGCGUCCAGCGGAGCCAGCAGCCUGAAGUCCCGGUUCGAGGGCAUGGCCAAGUCGGCCGAGGAGGAGAGCAGGAAGAAGGCGGAGGAGGAGCGGGCCCGGCGCCAGGCCCGGGAGCAGCGCGAGCGGCAGGCCCAGGCCCGGCAGCAGGAAACCCCCAAGGCUGCAGCAGUCUCCAAGGAGCUGGUCUCCCCGCCACCAGCUCCGGGACCCAAAAGGAUUUCCGAGUAUACAGCUGCACCGCCUGACCCUGUGCCCAUGUCCAUGCCCAUGCCCGUGCCACGGCAGGCUGAGGCAGAGCCGCAGGACGAGGAGGAGCCCCCCGCGCUGCCCCCGCGCCCCGCCGACCUGGGCGAGGAGCCUGGGGGGCCGCAGGAGGUGCCCAAGCCAGAGCCACCCAUCUACAGCGAGAGCGUCGAGCUGGACGCAGACUAUGAGGAACUGCCCGAGCCCUCGGACUACGAGGACAGUGGCGUUGCUGACUACGAGGAGGUGCCGGAGCUCGCGGGCGAGGACGAGGGCGAGGACUACGAGGAGAUCCUUUCUGACCCAGAGCCGUGCGGCGACCAGAGCGCACCCUGCCCCGAAGAGGCUGAGAACGUGUACGAAGUGGACAUCGCUGGGAUCUGUGCCGUAGCCCUGUACGACUACCAAGGAGAGGGGGAUGACGAGAUCUCCUUCGAUCCCAACGACACCAUCACGCACAUCGAGAUGGUGGACGAGGGCUGGUGGCGGGGCCGGAGCCGCGGCAAAGUCGGCCUCUUCCCAGCCAACUACGUGAAGCUGCUCGAGUGAGGUCUGCUCCUGCCGGAGCCCCCACCCCGCCUCGCUGCCUCCCUUCGCUUCAGCCUGCGUGUGCAACCAGGACCCCCAGCACCGUCCCAGCUUCCCAGGGCUCGGCCCAGCGCAUCAGGGAGGAGAGCAGCGAGGAAGAGCCGCUGGACUCCCAGGCUAGCCUGUGCACGGGGAGGGAGAAUCGCAGGGUCUUUUCCCCGCGCUGUGCCGUGCUGGAGAGCCCAGGGGGUGGGAGAGGCAGGCAUGGCCUGUCCCCUCUCGAGGAGGCUAGCUCCAACCUGGCCCCAGGGUGUGUGCAAUAAACCCUAUGGCUUUUCCUUCUGGGGGCAGUGGUUCCCAGCCAGGCUGGGGCAGGUGUGUGGCUGCCAUGGGGUA
Gavialis gangeticus (Gharial) is the source of this 2507-nucleotide messenger RNA. Its product is annotated as src substrate cortactin-like. Gene Ontology annotation, molecular function: actin filament binding. The coding region runs from base 318 to 2132 and encodes 604 amino acids. Gene Ontology annotation, cellular component: site of polarized growth; plasma membrane; cortical actin cytoskeleton. The transcript is spliced from 17 exons. Lineage: Eukaryota; Metazoa; Chordata; Crocodylia; Gavialidae. Gene Ontology annotation, biological process: regulation of actin filament polymerization. The record is from RefSeq and is a predicted model, not a curated record.